AUGGAGCAAUGGUCUCUUCGUUUCCCGAUGAAUCCAGCUCACCAAUUGGCUUUCUCUCUUUCCAAUGGAGUAAUGGUCUCUUCGUUUCCCGAUGAAUCACCAGCGACAACAACCGGAGCGUCGCUAUCACCAGCUCACCAAUUGUUACCACGGGGCGACCUCCAACCAGCAACAAAACCAAUAAUCAAUAAUCACCAUCACUGGUCAACCCCGACUCGACAACGCCUCCGGCGGGAAGGCCCCGACAGCGAACGCCUCCCUCGACCGUUUCUAGCAGGUAUCCACCCAUGUAACACCCAGACCUCCAGUCAAUCUCCAAGCCACCCAUCGUCACCAUUUGAUCUGCAACUCAACCACCUUCAACACCAAUUGACCCAACUGAACAACUCCAAGUCGCCAGAGAAGGCGCUGAAGAACCAAUCCCCACCGGGACCACCGGACGAUCUCCAACCUCUGUGUGUUAGAUCGCCACCAGCUGUCACCUCUAGUUCAGACGAAACGAACCCAAGAUGA
Messenger RNA from Lactuca virosa, 513 nucleotides. Lineage: Eukaryota; Viridiplantae; Streptophyta; Magnoliopsida; Asterales; Asteraceae. The record is from the annotation of a GenBank genome assembly.